Molecule: messenger RNA, 2628 nt
Organism: Microcebus murinus (gray mouse lemur)
Lineage: Eukaryota; Metazoa; Chordata; Mammalia; Primates; Cheirogaleidae
Gene: KLHL38
Product: kelch like family member 38
Molecular function (GO): protein binding
Source: RefSeq, a predicted model, not a curated record
UGUCUCCCUGCCCAGCAGUCCUUGCACAAAGCUCUAGAAAACUGUGAAAGUGCCUUCAGCAUAAACAAAUCCAGAACUCUCCUAGGACAAAUCAUUUGCCAACUAAAGGAAAGGCCUGGGGGUUUAUGGUUUCGCUCGGAGCGAGAGGUGGAAUCUCUCUGGGGGGACGAGUUGGACUAGGCAUCGGUGGAUGUCACUGCAGCAAAACAAGAUUAGCUGAAGAUGCUCUUUGCCUGUGACCUUUGAGACUAAUCACAACCAAGAAGAGACCUGUCAGCUCUGAGGUCUGGGGUCUGCUCUUUCCUGUGCGAUAUUCCUGGUGACACCCACAGCCAUCUUGGUGAAGGGACAUAGAUGUGCCGAGUCUUGGAGCCCCCACACCUUGAAGCCUCCAGCACAUGCCACUAAGGAAGGCUUGAGUCGUGCUCCCUCCCAGGACUUCCUCUCAUCUCUGCAGGAUGGACGUGGAGUCGCCAGAUGGGCUGCUCUUCAAAGACGGUGACUUCUCCUCCGACUUGCUGCGGCAGCUCAAUGGCUUAAGACAAAGCAGGAUCCUGACGGAUGUGAGCCUCUGCACCGGCACCCAGGAGGUCCCCUGCCACCGCAAUGUGCUGGCCUCCAGCAGCCCCUACUUCCGGGCCAUGUUCUGCAGCAGCUUCCGGGAGAACAGAGAGGCCAAAGUCCAGCUGAAAGGCAUCGACUCCCCGAUGCUGGACCAGAUCGUGUCCUAUGUGUACACGGGGGAGGUGCGCAUCGCCGCCGACAACGUCCUUCCCUUGAUGGAGGCGGCGUCCAUGCUGCAGUACCCCAAGCUGUUUGAGGCCUGCUCCUCAUACCUGCAGAGCCAGCUGGCCCCCAGCAACUGCCUGGGCAUGCUCAGGCUCGCGGAAAUCCUAAGCUGCGAGACCCUCAGAAAAAAAGCCAGGGAGGUGGCCCUGACGUACUUCCCAGAGGUGGCCGCGUCUGCUGACCUGAAGGAGCUCCGCGCCCUGGAGUUGAGAGCCUACCUCGGAGACGACGGGCUCUGUGGGGAGGAGGAAAAGGUGUUUGAGGCUCUCAUGGCUUGGAUCAAGCACGACCUCCAGGCCCGGAAACGACAUGUGCAGGAACUGUUCGAGCAGGUCAGGCUCCAGUACAUCCACCCAGCCUUCUUCCACCACUUCAUCGCCAACGACGCCCUCCUGCAAUCCUCACCCGCGUGCCAGACCAUCUUGGAGAUGGCCAAGAGGCAGAUGUUCUCUUUGUACUGUACCAGCGUUGCAGACUGCAAACCCCUGUCGUAUGUCCCUCCAAGAAACUCUUACCAAGAUUUCCUCAUCCUCUUGGGGGGACGGAAGGACAGCCAGCAGACCACCAGGGAUGUCCUGCUGUACAGCAGACAGACUGGCCAAUGGCAGAGCCUCGCCAAACUCCCCACCCGCCUGUACAAGGCCUCGGCCGUCACCUUGCACCGAAGCGUCUACGUGCUCGGGGGCAUGGCUGUCAGCUCAGGGAGGAGUCUGGUCAGCCACAACGUCUACAUCUUCUCCCUGAAACUCAAUCAGUGGAGGCUGGGGGAGCCCAUGCUGGCAGCCCGCUACUCUCACAGAAGCACUGCCCAUAAGAACUUCAUCUUCUCCAUCGGGGGCAUUGGGGAAGGGCAGGAGCUCAUGGGCUCCAUGGAGAGGUACGACAGCAUCUUCAACGUCUGGGAGACUAUGGCCAGCAUGCCAGUGGGGGUUCUCCAUCCGGCCGUUGCUGUGAAAGACCAAAGACUCUACCUCUUUGGGGGAGAGGACAUCAUGCAGAACCCUGUGCGCCUUAUCCAGGUUUAUCACAUUUCCAGAAACACGUGGUUCAAAAUGGAGACUAGAAUGAUCAAGAAUGUGUGCGCCCCUGCAGUGGUGCUUGGGGAGCGGAUUGUCAUUGUGGGAGGUUACACAAGGAGGAUUCUUGCCUAUGACCCUCAGUCCAACAAAUUCGUCAAGUGUGCGGACAUGAAGGACCGGACCAUGCACCACGGGGCCACGGUGAUGGGGAACAAGCUGUAUGUGACAGGCGGGCGGCGGCUGACCACAGACUGCAACAUUGAAGACUCGGCCUCCUUCGACUGCUACGACCCUGAGACGGACACCUGGACUUCCCAGGGACAGCUGCCUCACAAGCUCUUCGACCACGCCUGCCUCACUCUCCAGUGUAUACCCCACAGGUCCCCAUUUCCAUGAGGCUGGACGAGAAACCUGCCUCAGUCGAGAUGCCUUCUGCUGUAAGGGACGGAAACCCAGCUCCAAAGAGCUCAACCCUAAAAGCAUUAACAACAGGGAGAGCUCACAGGACUCAAGUGCCAGAGCGUGGAGGCCUGGAACCAGGCAUAGUAUUGCUGGAACUGACGCUCUCAACUCUCUCUCUCCCCUCCCAUCUCUGUCUUUAUCCUGUCUCUCCCCUACCCCCAUGUCCUCUCCCUCUCUCUCUCCUUUCUUCCCUUUCUACCUCAUUUCUAUGAAGCUUCAUUCUACAAACGAGCUUCUUUAUCCACACAGGGUGAGGACAAUGAUGACUGACAAACUCAGACUCACAUCCCCUGGCUUUGCAUCUUCAGGAGAGCACUUUGCUUUAUCUAUAUAUUAAACCCAUAAACGAUGCUGAUGA